Messenger RNA from Suillus plorans, 1310 nucleotides. RefSeq names its product mitochondrial carrier protein. The transcript has 7 exons. Gene Ontology annotation, cellular component: mitochondrion. The coding region runs from base 127 to 1026 and encodes 299 amino acids. The record is from RefSeq and is a predicted model, not a curated record. Lineage: Eukaryota; Fungi; Basidiomycota; Agaricomycetes; Boletales; Suillaceae. Gene Ontology annotation, molecular function: guanine nucleotide transmembrane transporter activity.
GGACAAAUAAGUCUAAACAUAUAUGGCGCGGUACAAGUUUAAGCAGGUGACGGGUCGUACAGUACUAGUACUAACGCACUUCUACGAUCUCCCUUCUCGUCUACCAGACCCUCGCUAACUAUUAUAAUGUCUCCUCCAACUUCUGGGAAAAGCAAAGAGUCAGGGACUGCCCGGGUUCUGGGGUCUGGUGCAUCUGGUGUCGCUGAGUUGCUGGUAUUUCAUCCAGUUGACACAGUAGCAAAACGGCUUAUGAGCAAUAAAGCCAAAGUAUCCUUCUCAACGCUUUCCCCGAUCGUGUUCCGCGACUACGCUACGGCUUCGUUGCCUAAAAAGCUUCUGUCUCUAUUCCCCGGUCUUGGGUAUGCAGCAGGGUACAAAAUUUCCCAACGGAUAUACAAGUUCGGUGGGCAACCAUGGUUUAAUGAGAUCAUCACGCGAAAUUACAAGGACGAGUUCACGAGCAUAUUUGGCGAGAGGAAGGGCAAGAUGAUGAUGCAGGCAACUGCUGGCAGCUUGACUGGUAUUGGUGAAGUUGUUCUACUUCCUCUAGAUGCCUUGAAGAUAAAACGACAAGUCAACCCCGAGGCGUUCCGUGGACGAGGAGUCCUUCGGAUAUUCAUGGAGGAAGGCACCACCCUAUACCGUGGAUGGGGUUGGACCAUGGCGCGUAAUGCGCCAGGUUCCUUCGCGCUCUUCGGCGCUUCGGCGGUGACGAAGGAGUACGCGCUUGGUGUCACUGACUAUUCCAAAGCCACGUGGACCCAGAACUUCAUUGCAUCUAUCGCAGGAGCUGUUGCAUCCAUCACAAUUGCAGCACCCCUAGACACAGUCAAGACUCGUAUCCAAAAUGCAAACUUCGAGCAGAAGGUGCCUGGCCUAACGGUUAUGAGGGACCUUAUCCGAAAUGAAGGCCCUACAGCAUUCUUCAAGGGCUUGACCCCAAAAAUUCUUGUCGUUGGGCCGAAGCUGGUCUUCAGUUAUACCCUCGCGCAAUCACUAAUACCUUUCUUUGGGAAGUACGUAUGAACGGUAAAACACAAUUCCCCUAGUCUAUGAUAUCUCGAUCCUGCCUAGCUUUGGAUACGCCUGGUGCUUGCACAUUGGCUGCAGCCUUGUUGACAUUGCUACACUGAUCUAGAAACGUCCAACUAACAAUAAUACACCCUUCUUACAAAAAAAUUGUCAAGGAUGAGCGUGGUAGCUCUGCAUUAAACUUUUCUCAAUGAAUUUGCAGUAACCUGCGGUCCUGCAUGUGCAAAUCUACUUUAGCGAAAAACAAAAAUUUACUGUAAAUAUGACUGCAUAGCCGG